GGAAGAUUGACAACACGUCUGUGGAGCUAAAUUCGCCCUCCGAGGUGAAGCAGGCAGCCAUUGAGGAAUUUGAGCCAAUCGCCCAAGGAGAUGGGAGCACCAAGAAGAUGAAGGAGCUCCCAGACAGAGGUUCUUGGAAGGGCAAAUUUGACUUCUUGCUGUCCUGCGUGGGCUACGCCAUUGGGCUGGGCAAUAUCUGGCGGUUUCCAUAUCUCUGUGGCAAGAAUGGAGGAGGGGCUUUCUUGAUUCCCUAUUUUCUGACGCUGGUGUUUGCUGGGAUUCCUGUCUUCCUGCUGGAGACAGCUCUCGGCCAGUAUACCUCUGUUGGCGGAUUGGGGGUCUGGAAAUUAGCGCCCAUGUUCAAAGGAGUGGGCCUGGCUGCUGUGGUUCUCUCGUUCUGGGAUAAUGUCUAUUACAUUGUCAUCAUUGCCUGGGCACUGUACUAUCUCUUCAACUCUUUCACUGCAGAUCUGCCAUGGCAAAGCUGUGGCAAUGCCUGGAACACAGAGAGAUGCUUUUCCAACUACUCCCUCAAUGAUACCACCAACCUGACCAGCGCUGUGACCGAGUUCUGGGAGAGGAACAUGCACCAGAUCUCUGGUGGCCUGGGGGAGCCAGGUAACAUCCGCUGGCCCCUAGCAGGCACUCUCGCUUUAGCUUGGGUUCUGGUCUAUUUCUCCAUCUGGAAAGGAGUAGAGUGGACUGGAAAGGUUGUGUAUUUCUCAGCCACCUACCCUUACUUCAUGUUAAUUAUUCUUUUCUUCCGUGGAGUCACUCUACCGGGAGCCAAGGAGGGAAUUCUCUUUUAUAUCACACCAGACUUCAGCAAACUCUCUAAGUCUGAGGUCUGGAUGGAUGCAGCCACACAGAUCUUUUUCUCCUAUGGACUGGGGUUGGGAUCUCUGAUUGCCCUGGGAAGCUAUAACUCCUUCCAUAACAAUGUAUACAAAGACUCAAUCAUCGUCUGCUGUAUAAAUUCCACCACCAGCAUAUUUGCAGGAUUUGUCAUGUUCUCCAUUGUUGGCUUCAUGGGUCAUAUCACCAAGAAGUCAGUUGCUGAGCUGGCAUCUUCAGGUCCAGGACUGGCUUUCCUCGCCUACCCACAGGUUGUCAUGCAGCUGCCCAUGUCCCCUCUCUGGUCGAUUCUCUUCUUCUCCAUGUUAAUGAUGUUAGGCCUUGACAGCCAGUUCUGCAUCGUGGAGGGGUUUGUCACAGCCCUGAUAGAUGAGUAUCCCUAUCUCCUCAGGGCCAGGAAGAAGCUCUUCAUUGCUGUGGUCUGUCUUAUCUCCUACAUUGUCGGAUUCUCCAACAUCACCCAGGGUGGCAUUUAUGUCUUCAAGCUGUUUGAUUAUUAUUCAGCCAGCGGCAUGUGUCUUCUCUUCCUCGUCUUCUGUGAGACCAUCUCAAUUUCCUGGUGUUAUGGUGUGAACAGAUUUUACAGGAACAUUGAAGAGAUGAUUGGCUACCAACCUUGCAGCUGGUGGAAGCUCUGCUGGGCAUUCUUCACUCCCCUCAUUUGCGUGGGUGUUUUCUUCUUCAGUGUGGUUGAAAUGACCCCUCUGACUCUGGGGAAAUAUGUCUAUCCCCCAUGGGGACAGGGCAUCGGCUGGCUCAUGGCUCUGUCUUCCAUGGUGCUGAUUCCGGGCUAUAUGCUGUACUGCUUCUUCACCUCCGAGGGGACCAUCAGGCAGGUGAUCCUUGCUCAGAGCUCCAUAGGAUGGUAUGAACACUCACCACCCCUCCCCGCCACUCACUGCGUUUUCAGCAGAUGACUCAGCCCACGCAAGAGGUGAAUGUUCAGAACAAUAGACUAAAAGCAAAGACCUCACUGAAGGGGAGAGUCUCCGAUGCUGCUGUCUAGGCAGAGGGUAGAACCUCUUCAUCCUGCUCUGUAGCUGCUCCUGCCACUGCCCUUUGACCUCCUCUGACGCUGCUUGUGUGUCCCCAACUCCACUGUUGGUUUCAGUCAUCGUGGGAAGGAUCUAACAGAGGAGCCAUUUCAUGGCACUGCCCCCAGCCCAGCUGAUCGAGGCUCUGUUUUAAACUCCAUAAGGACAAGCCACUUGCAGUAGCUAUAUAAUCCCUCACCCACAAUGGUGUUCUGUAACAUUUGCAAUGGCUACUGUCUAAAUUCUUGCCAAGCUUUUCAUCAUAUCCAGAGAACAGAGAUUAAAUUAAUGUGACCUUCCUGUUUUCUCUGAUUAAAUAUACCCCUCUGACCUACAACAAGAAGUACGUGUACCCCUGGUGGGGAGACACCUUGGGCUGGCUGCUGGCUCUGCAUCCCUCUCUGGAUUGUCUACAAACUCUCUAUGAUCAAGGGCUCCCUGAGAGAGAACACAACAUGAUGUGACCAUGCACCUCCCUCCAGAAUGUCCUCUGCUUGCCAUGAGGCUCCUCUAAGCUGGCUUUAGAGACCUUCUGCACUUGGGGAUCCCUGAACUUUCUUCACCAACUUUUGCCCCCUAGAGCAGUGCAUGGGGAUGGUCCAUAACCUCUAUCUCCCUGUCUGUGGAGAAAAGCCUCUGCUUUUUGCUGACAUUUCCAUCGGCAGAGCACCUCCUGAUGCUGACAGAGCUAGAGUCCCAUUGUUAGGGCCACUGUGGCCCCCUGGAUUGUUUGAUACACUCCUUCCAGCUGUCAGAUGACUCAAGGAUUCUCCACUUGCCGAGGGGAGCAGGACUUGUGAGCUGAUCUCUCUUCUGCUGGAGCAUUUGAUGGGAUCAGCAGGGGCUGCCAUAGAAGGGUCUCCAGGGACAGUGUGGAGUCAGCAAUGCACCUCAGUCAUCUCCAGGGGAGCACACACAGGAGCUGAUUCAAACAGCUGAGAGACCCCAACGCUCCAGUGGGUGGGACAGGAGAGACUCAGCCCUGGAGUGGAGACUGUCAAAGGGUCACAGAGGCUCUUCUCCAACAUGGACUUUUAGGACCUCUCCAUUCAUUCCAUUAAAUCCUUUAUCUUAUCACUUC
This is a messenger RNA of Mauremys mutica (yellowpond turtle), 2970 nucleotides long. RefSeq names its product sodium- and chloride-dependent GABA transporter 1-like. NCBI's taxonomy places the organism in Eukaryota, Metazoa, Chordata, Testudines, Geoemydidae. Gene Ontology annotation, biological process: neurotransmitter transport; sodium ion transmembrane transport. Gene Ontology annotation, molecular function: gamma-aminobutyric acid:sodium:chloride symporter activity. Bases 108 to 1772 code for a protein of 554 amino acids. Gene Ontology annotation, cellular component: plasma membrane. The record is from RefSeq and is a predicted model, not a curated record. The transcript is spliced from 18 exons.